Anarrhichthys ocellatus (wolf-eel) is the source of this 2350-nucleotide messenger RNA. RefSeq names its product acyl-CoA dehydrogenase short chain (gene acads). Lineage: Eukaryota; Metazoa; Chordata; Actinopteri; Perciformes; Anarhichadidae. Bases 50 to 1267 code for a protein of 405 amino acids. The record is from RefSeq and is a predicted model, not a curated record. Gene Ontology annotation, molecular function: short-chain fatty acyl-CoA dehydrogenase activity; flavin adenine dinucleotide binding. Gene Ontology annotation, biological process: butyrate catabolic process; fatty acid beta-oxidation using acyl-CoA dehydrogenase. Gene Ontology annotation, cellular component: mitochondrion. The transcript is spliced from 10 exons.
CGCAGCGGUGUGCUUCAUAACAGUGAAGCCGACAAUAAGAAGAGGAGCCAUGGCUGCACUGUUAGGAGCUAGGAGAGCUCUCGGCUUGUGUGUCUCUGGUCGUAGAAGUCUGUCUCGGCUGGCCGAGCUACCGGAGACUCACCAGCUCCUGAGACAGACCUGCAGAGACUUCGCCGACCGAGAACUGACCCCCAUCGCUGGCAAGCUGGACAAAGAGCACGCUUACCCUGCUAAACAGAUCCAGCAGCUGGGAGCGAUGGGCGUGAUGGCCAUCGAGGUCCCAGAGGAGCUGGGAGGAGCUGGGAUGGACUACCUGGCCUACAGCCUGGCUAUGGAGGAGAUCAGCAGAGGCUGUGCCAGCACGGGGGUGGUGGUGUCUGUUAAUAAUUCUCUCUACAUCGGACCGAUACUGAAGAAUGGCACAGAAGAGCAGAAGAAGAAGUGGAUCACACCGUUCACCACCGGAGAGAAAGUGGGCUGCUUCUGUCUCAGUGAGCCAGGUAACGGCAGCGAUGCGGGCGCUGCCUCCACGGUGGCCCGUCAGGACGGAGACGAGUGGGUUCUGAACGGAACCAAAGCCUGGAUCACCAACAGCUGGGAUGCCUCGGCUGCCAUUGUGUUCGCCACCACGGACAAGAAGCUCAAGCACAAGGGCAUCAGUGCCUUCCUGAUCCCGAUGCCUCACCCGGGACUCUCUCUGGGGAAGAAGGAGGACAAGCUGGGCAUCAGAGCCUCGUCCACCGCCAACGUCAUCCUGGAGGACUGCAGGAUCCCGCUGGGCAACAUGCUGGGACCGCGAGGGGCCGGGUUCAAGAUCGCCAUGCAAACCCUGGACAGCGGGCGUAUCGGCGUGGCGGCUCAGGCCCUCGGCAUCGCUCAGGCUUCUCUGGAUUGCGCCGCGGAGUACGCUCACAAACGCACCGCGUUCGGAGCGCCGAUCGGCAAACUACAGGCAAUACAGUUCAAACUGGCCGACAUGGCCGUGGCCGUAGAGAGCGCUCGUCUGCUUAUCUGGAAGGCUUCACUUCUCCGAGAUUCAGGGAAACCGUUCACAAAGGAAGCAGCCAUGGCCAAACUAGCAGCGUCUGAAACCGCCACUUUCUGCUCCCAUCAGGCGAUCCAGGUUCUGGGGGGGAUGGGUUACGUGGCCGACAUGCCGGCCGAGAGGCACUACCGCGACGCUCGCAUCACGGAGAUCUACGAGGGCACCAGUGAGAUCCAGAGGCUGGUGAUCGCCGGCCAGGUGCUGAAGGAGUACCAGCCGUAGACCGCGUGGACAUUUAACAUCUCUCCAGAUAAAGAAGCGCAUUGUGGGUUUAUAGAUCGAAGACGACGAUGCAGAAGUUCAUGAGGAAUUCAGACGAUUUUAGGUUUGCAGUAACUCUCGUGUCUCAAAGGGAAUUCAAGAUCUUCAACACGGAGAACAACAACUUCAAACUUUGCAAGUACGUCGCUCCUCAUAGCUGCAGAACUCGCCUGAGAAUCUUCAUGUUUUUAAGUUUUCUUAAUGAUCAAAGUAAUCUAGUGAUUGUGGUGCACACAUGGAUGUAGAUAAAACUAAUAUAAGUUAUUAAUAGAUAAUUCUGCAUACUUUUAAUUUUGAGAAUUUGCACAUAUUGGCUUAAAAGUCCCCGUCUGUCACUUUAAAGCAGUACUUCAAUAAUGUAGUUGUACUUCUGUAAAACUGAAGAGACAAAUUCAACAAGAUUCAAGAGUUAAAAGGUUUAUUUGUCAUCAAUAAAACUCCAUAAAUCAGAUUAGAAAUCCUAGAAAAAGAUGCUCCUCAUAGCUGCAGAACUCUCCUGAGAAUCUUCAUGUUCUUUAUUAUCAAAGUAAUCCUCUGAUGGUAGUCUGUACAUCUGUGUGUGCACUGCUACCAGGAGCUGAUCAGAGAUCAUUCUGGAUACUUUUAAUGGAGACAAUUUGCCAAAAUGUGAAUAAGAAGCUAAAAAACAAAGUUGUAUCCGAGCCUUUUAAAAUGAGUUCCUUUGAGAGCUUCUCACCAGCAGAGGGGGCCGGAGAGCCUUCAGGUCUCUGUGACCCACUUCUGAUUCACACAGAUCAAAACAGUCGUCUCUUAAUAACGCUGCAGCGUGAGCACUUGUUCCACAUUGACUCCAGAUUUACUGAUUCAAUGAUCAGGUUGUCGGUGCGAGUUUAUUCUUGAGUGAUUGUAGUCGAUGACGUCUGUCGGCUGAACGUUGAAGACGGUUUCUGAUGUUUGACUAAGAACACACGACGUCGUCUUUAUUGGGGCUGAACUCACAGACGUCUUGUGCCUCAAUAGCUUGUACAUAUCUUUAUGUAAUAUAUUGUGUGCAGAUGAUAAUAAAAACAGAAUUACAAGAAA